Messenger RNA from Engraulis encrasicolus (European anchovy), 1418 nucleotides. RefSeq names its product claudin i (gene cldni). The coding region runs from base 107 to 739 and encodes 210 amino acids. Gene Ontology annotation, cellular component: plasma membrane; bicellular tight junction. The record is from RefSeq and is a predicted model, not a curated record. Lineage: Eukaryota; Metazoa; Chordata; Actinopteri; Clupeiformes; Engraulidae. Gene Ontology annotation, biological process: cell adhesion; bicellular tight junction assembly. The transcript is spliced from 3 exons. Gene Ontology annotation, molecular function: structural molecule activity.
AGAAUCUUCAGUCUUAAAACCUUUUCGGACAGAUAAAGGACUUUGGAAUCAAGCUAUAUCAGUGUUUAAAGGACAAAAAAAGGCAAAAGAGCAUCAAUUUCAGAGUAUGGGUUCUGGUGUGCAGAUCGUUUGUGUGGCCGUCAGUAUCUUGGGCCUAAUUGCCAUAAUUGUCACCUGCAUCGUUCCAAGAUGGAAGGUGUCAGCUUUCGUGGGACAGAACAUUGUGACUGCACAGUCGGUGAACGAGGGCAUCUGGAUGUCGUGCGUGACCCAGAGCACGGGCCAGCAGCAGUGCAAGAAGUACGACAGCAUGCUGCAGCUGGGAGCUGACCUGCAAGCCGCGCGCGCCAUGACCAUCAUCGCCGGCAUGAUCGUCACGCUGGCCCUGCUCAUCCUCUUCGCCGGCUCCGACUUCGUCACCUGCGUGCAGAACGAGGACGCCAAGCCCAAGAUGUGCCUGGUGGCGGGCAUCAUGCUCCUCGUCGGCGGCCUGCUGCUGCUGGUGCCCGUCAGCUGGUCGGCCCACCGCACCAUCUCCGACUUCAACAACGCCUUCGUGGACGCCUCGCAGAAGAAGGAGCUGGGUGCCUGUAUCUUCGUUGGCUGGGCGGGCGGCUGCCUGCUGCUCUUGGCCGGCGGCCUGCUGUGCUGCUUCAGUCGCGUCUCCAGCAGCUCCGGAUCCGGAGGCACCGCCAAGUACCGCAGCAACGGCGGUGCCUCUGCACCCAACUACGUCUAGACAACACCAUCGUCGUGUGUCACGACAGGGCUCUAAAUUAACGCCAGCCAACCAACCGGCCAAAUGCUGGUGAAAUUUCAGCUUGGCUGGUAGAAAAGGCCAACUUAGUAGCCACUUUGGUCUAUUAGUGAGUGUGUGUUUGGAUGGUAAGAACAUUUACAACCCAUUUUGGCUGAUGAUGAUAAAAGUUAAUUUAGAGCCCUCAUCGUGUUACAGGGGUCAUAUUGAAUAAAUGAAUACAAGUUCCUCAAAGAACCUUGGUUGCCACCGUGGAAUAACCUAAAAGAACAUUAGAGAACCUCAGUUCUAAGGACCAAGGUUCCUCGAAGGUCUUUUAGAUGUUCUCCCACACAGGUUCCCCAAAGAAACUAAAAAAUUUACAAAGUUUGCCACUGUGGGGGAACCCCAAUGGUUCUCUGAUGAGCUUUCUAGAACUUCCUUUAGAGAACUUUUAGAGGUCCCCACACAGCUGCAAACUGAAGGUGCUUUAAGGAACUUUUAAUUUUCACAGUCACUCAAUUGAGGAAGCUUGUUGUACGUAUUUGUGUUUAUUGUUUGUGUGUGAAUGUCUGAUUAGAGGAGAGGAUCCUCAGCAACUGCUAGAGGACAACUGUGGGUAGAGAAGUUUUUCAAGGACCAAAGAUGAUAUACAUUUUUAAAGGGCUUUGCUAAAGCAAAU